Acipenser ruthenus (sterlet) is the source of this 3154-nucleotide messenger RNA. RefSeq names its product zinc finger protein 883-like. NCBI's taxonomy places the organism in Eukaryota, Metazoa, Chordata, Actinopteri, Acipenseriformes, Acipenseridae. The transcript is spliced from 2 exons. Bases 107 to 1744 code for a protein of 545 amino acids. The record is from RefSeq and is a predicted model, not a curated record. Gene Ontology annotation, cellular component: nucleus.
CGAUAUUUUUCCCUGAAGGAGAGAGAGGAGGCUGGAGAGGCUGAAUUAACGAGAAUUUGUUCAGAAGACAAAACUGGAUUAUCCUUGUGAAAGAGAAGAUUCAGUGAUGGAGCCUGUCCAUAUUAAAGAGGAGAGUCCUGCACUAGAAUCAGUCCAUAUUAAAGAGGAGAGUCCUGCACUAGAAUCAGUCCAUAUUAAAGAGGAGAGUCCUGCACUAGAAUCAGUCCAUAUUAAACAGGAGAGUCCUGCACUAGAAUCAGUCCAUAUUAAAGAGGAGAGUCCUGCACUAGAAUCAGUCCAUAUUAAAGAGGAGAGUCCUGCACUAGAAUCAGUCCAUAUUAAAGAGGAGAGUCCUGUACUAGAAUCAGUCCAUAUUAAAGAGGGGAGUCCUGCACUAGAAUCAGUCCAUAUUAAACAGGACAGUCCUGUACUAGAAUCAGUCCAUAUUAAAGAGGACAAUCCUGUCCUAGAAUCAGUCCAUAUUAAAGAAGAGAGUCCUGUAAUAGAAUCAGUCCACAUUAAAGAGGAGCUUCCUGAACUAGACCCUGUCCGUGUUGAAACAAGCAGCUUGCCGGACUCUCUGUCCUGUACAGAAUGUGGAAAGAGUUUCAGACAGUUACAAAGUCUGAAACUUCACCAGCGAAUUCACACAGGAGAGAAACAACAUGUCUGUGCUGACUGUGGGAAGAGUUUUAGUCAGUCAAGCAACUUAAAAAUCCACCAGCGCAUCCACACUGGUGUGAAACCAUAUGUCUGUGGUGACUGUGGGAAGAGUUUCAGUCAGUUACACAACCUGAAACGUCACCAGCGAAUCCACACUGGAGAGAAACCAUAUGAUUGUGCUGACUGUGGGAGGAGUUUCAGAUGUUCACAAAGCCUGAAAUAUCACCACCGAAUCCACACUGGUGAGAAGCAACAUGUCUGUGCUGACUGUGGGAAGAGUUUCAGAUGUUUACAAACCCUGAAAUAUCACCAGGGAAUCCACACUGGAGAGAAGCAACAUGGCUGUGCUGACUGUGGGAGGAGUUUCAGAUGUUCACAAAGCCUGAAAUAUCACCAGCGAAUCCACACUGGAGAGAAGCAACAUGUCUGUGCUGACUGUGGGAAGAGUUUCAGAUGUUCACAAAGCCUGAAAUAUCACAAGCGAGUUCACACAGGAGAGAAACGAUAUGUCUGUGCUGAUUGUGGGAAGAGCUUCAGCUGGUCAGACGCAUUGAAAAGGCACCAGCGAAUCCACACAGGAGAGAAACCAUAUCUCUGUGUUGACUGUGGGAAGAGUUUCAGUCAGUCAGGAACUUUGAAAGAUCACCGGCAAAUUCACACUGGAGAGAAACCACAUGUCUGUGCUGACUGUGGGAAGAGUUUCAGACAUUUACAAAACCUGAAACUUCACCAGCGAAUCCACACUGGAGAGAAACCACAUGUCUGUGCUGACUGUGGGAAGAGUUUCAGUCACUUACAACACCUGAAACUUCACCAGCGAAUUCACACUGGAGAGAAACCAUAUGUCUGUGCUGACUGUGGGAAGAGCUUCAGCUGGUCAGAUGCUUUGAAAAGACACCAGCGAAUCCACACAGGAGAGAAACCACAUGUCUGUGCUGACUGUGGGAAAAGUUUUAGUCAGUCAGGCCAUUUGAAGAAACACCAGCGAUUCCACACAGGAGAGAAACCUUAUCACUGUACGCACUGUGGGAAGAGUUUUACUACUUCCUGUUCUCUUAAAAGACACAAAUGCAAGUUGUGAAAGUUUAGUCAGAAUGUGAGUGUGUAUUCAUUCACCCGCACUCAGAAAUUCCAGUCUUUUUAAACAGCAGCUUAAUAUAAAAACUGUGAGAACUCUGGUGAAUGUCUACAGAUGAUACAGAUUUAUCAAUAUUAAACACAGUGCUCUGAAGCCGUUACAUUAUAAAGUACAUUCUUAGUUUGCAAUCCGUCGAAUUUACAGAUGCCUCGGAGCGUUGUGUGAUACGAGGUGAAGCCGAGUGCCUCCAACCCCUGAGAAGUCUGUAUAUUCAACGCAUACGCUGUGGGAGAAAUUCAUAGUUGUAAUUGAAUGUACUUUAUAAAAUCACAUUUCAAAUCUUAAACUAUGAGGCUUAAGAUGCUGUGAUGUUAAUUAAGUGUGUCUUCCCCCAACCUUCUCCCAUAACAUUAGUACUUUGUAUUUAAUCAUAUCCUGAUGUAACUAUCACUAUUUAAUCAUAUCCUGAUGUAACUAUCACUAUUAUCUGCUGUAUUAUUGAAUUGUGGUUUGUCACACUUGUACUUUGCUUGAACAAAAGUUAUUAUAUUUCUUGCUCUUAUUGUAUUACUUGUAUUGUAACACUUGAAAUGUAUUUGCUUAUGAUUGUAAGUCGCCCUGGAUAAGAGCGUCUGCUAAGAAAUAAAUAAAUAAUUUGAGAUCUGCUUCAAAGGACUGGAUAUUAAUAACAGAGGGUCGUAAAUAUUUAAAUUGGUUUCAGUUUAGAUUGCCUGCCAGUGUGGUCUAAACAAACAGAGUUGAAUCUUAUCUGUUAAUUAAGAAAGUCUGUCUGGAAGCCAGGAUACAAAGAAGUGCGACACCUGGUGGAUAGGAGGUGCCAUGACUUCAACCCAUUAAAUGAAUUGUUACCAUGAAACAUUGAAUGUUUAAGUGACUAGAAAUUCCUAAUUUCCUUAUUUUAAAAGUGAAUUGAAAAACAAACCUUCACGAGGGUGUAAUAUUAACUUGUGUAACAAUCUCAGGGUUUUAGAUUUACUAAUAAGUAUCAGAUUGAAACGUAACAGAUAGUAAUAACUUCACUGAUUUAAAUGGGUUUCAGAAUCAUUUUAACAACAUUGUUUAAGGAUGCUUUCCCAGUAACACUGAAAUGUUUAUUGUGUUUUAAUGAAGUUUAAAGUGAAAAUAAUUCUUACAUUAUUUUACUUUAAUUAUUGUACUGUGUUUACCAUGCUUGCAACAGUAAUUUAGUUCAGAGAACGAAACUGGCAUUUUUAUCCUUCUAGGAUCAGUAUAACUAGCUAGCACAAAAUGAAGUUUUUUUCUGUGAAUGAUAUGAAUCUUUGUCUCUCUCUCUGUAUGGAGGAGGGUCACUACCUGUGUCAAUGAAGCGUCAUGUGUUAAUGCUGGUACCAUGAUUAUAUUCUUACUUUUGUGAGUCUUAAUAAACAAUCA